This is a messenger RNA of Brassica napus (rape), 751 nucleotides long. RefSeq names its product 50S ribosomal protein L27. Gene Ontology annotation, cellular component: ribosome. Gene Ontology annotation, molecular function: structural constituent of ribosome. Gene Ontology annotation, biological process: translation. NCBI's taxonomy places the organism in Eukaryota, Viridiplantae, Streptophyta, Magnoliopsida, Brassicales, Brassicaceae. The coding region runs from base 162 to 632 and encodes 156 amino acids. The record is from RefSeq and is a predicted model, not a curated record. The transcript is spliced from 3 exons.
UGACAACUUGCAAAAUAGAGCUUUCGAGUUAAGGCUUUUCUCUCCUUGGCCGUCUUCUCACUCGCGCUUUCGAGUUAAGGUAUUUGUAACUUAGUAUUGAAUUUGAUUCUCUUUUGGGUACUUUUUAUGCUCUUUGUUGCUAGCAGAUUCUGCUAAAAAAAAUGAAUUUCUUGAACUCAGCAGCAUCCAUAUGCAGAAGAGUUAGUUUGAGGGAACUAAUCACAGAGGUCCCUGCUUACAAUGGCAGUGGCAUCUCCGAUGGUUCAUCAAGUGGGUUGAGUUUGGUGUUUAAGCGUUGGGCUACUAAGAAAACCGCUGGUUCCACCAAGAACGGUCGUGACUCUAAACCCAAGAAUCUCGGCGUCAAGAAGUUCGGAGGAGAGAAUGUGAUACCGGGAAACAUAAUAGUCCGACAACGUGGAACUCGGUUUCAUCCUGGAGACUAUGUUGGCAUCGGGAAGGACCAUACUCUGUUUGCAUUGAAGGAAGGACGAGUCAGGUUCGAGAAAAACAAGAUCACUGGUCGCAAAUGGAUCCACGUUGAUCCUAAGGGAGGUCAUGUUCUUCACCCUAUCUACACAAAAGCUGCUUCGACUAAGAUGGAAUUGGAGACAGCUUCUUCGUCGUCGUGAAAAAGACAUUGAUUCAACAAUCUAAAUGUGCCUUUCUUUUGUUAGAUAAUACUAUCUCUUGACAAAAAAGACGAUGGUAUAACAAUACUCAAUUCAAUAACAUAUGCUGUUUACGCCAA